AUGGCCAGCAAGGGAUGGAAGGUGGUCAUCGCAAUUAUCAACAUGGUCAAAGGGCGAGAAACAGCAGAACUGGUAAAAGGCGACUUUAUCGAGGCUGAUGUCAGGUCUUGGGAGGCUCGGUACUCUGCGUUCAAAAUGACCUUUGACAAGUAUGGCCGGCUCGACUUUGUUUUUGCGAACGCAAGCCUGUCAGACCGCUCUGACCCUUUUCACCCUGGAAAUGAUGAUUCUGAUCCAGUCCAGCCUCCGGAUCUGAAUUCAACGGAGGUAAACUUCAUCGGUCUAACAUAUACAGCUCUUCUCGCCGUGAAGGACUUCCGCAAGAACCCCAUGGUCGGGGUAGAUCUCAUCAUGACAGCUUGUGGAGCGGGGCUAUAUUUGACCCCGGUGAUGCCCUUCUACUGCGGUGGCAAACAUGGUGUGGUCGGAUUUGGUCGUGCCAUGGGCGGAAGACUGGUGAAAGAGGGGAUUCGAGUCCAUGUCCUUGUGCCGGGAAUGGUUCCAACCACAAUAAUGAUAGAGGAACUUCUUGCUCAUAUGGAUCCUGCCCUCUUUACGUCUCCUGAGCACAUAGCUGCUGCAGUGGUGGACAUUCUAGAAAAGAGAAUCAGUAGAGCAACGUGUGAGGCAAGUGUGAACAAGCUCUUCUAUCGCGAUCCUCCAGACUUUCUCGAUGAGGCGCAAAGGAAGGCGAUGGGAGCCAAUAGCUGUUGUAGGCUGCAGAAUUCGGACGAGGGGAUUGUAGCCUGCAGCCUCAGAGGUGGAAGGGAUGCCAUAUUGUACGCAGGGUCGGCGAAUCGACGAGAGGAGGAGGGGAGCAGCAGAGCCUAG
Molecule: messenger RNA, 831 nt
Organism: Fonsecaea pedrosoi CBS 271.37
Lineage: Eukaryota; Fungi; Ascomycota; Eurotiomycetes; Chaetothyriales; Herpotrichiellaceae
Exons: 2
Coding region: 1-831 (276 amino acids)
Cellular component (GO): cytoplasm
Molecular function (GO): oxidoreductase activity, acting on the CH-OH group of donors, NAD or NADP as acceptor
Source: RefSeq, a predicted model, not a curated record